This is a messenger RNA of Lactuca sativa (garden lettuce), 872 nucleotides long. RefSeq names its product Rubredoxin-like superfamily protein. Gene Ontology annotation, biological process: alkane catabolic process. The record is from RefSeq and is a predicted model, not a curated record. NCBI's taxonomy places the organism in Eukaryota, Viridiplantae, Streptophyta, Magnoliopsida, Asterales, Asteraceae. Gene Ontology annotation, cellular component: chloroplast. Gene Ontology annotation, molecular function: iron ion binding; electron transfer activity.
GAUUUUCGAAUGAAGCAAGGUGCCCCAAGCUAACGACUACCACCCAGCCUUAUCCAAUCCGUAUCCUCCUCCAUUAGAAGCAGCAGCAUAUCCUCUCCCAUGGUUCCCUUUUGAUUCCUCCUGCUCUACCCACCCCUCCAUCUCCACCACUACCACUACCUCCAUUAUCCGAACGAAAAUGGCGUCUGCAGCAUCAGCAACAUUUCGCCUCACUCAACCUUCUUCUUCGUCUUCUUCUUCUCCCAGACCAAAACCUCAUUUCACCCUCCCCUACAAACCCUACGUUUUUUCACCUAUUCCCAAAUACCCAAAACUCCAAAUCGCUUCGAAGUCCAUUGAUGUCUCCAAAGAAGACAAACCCAUCUUGGAUCCACCAACAGAACCGGUAGAGACCACAGAAGAAUUCGAUAAACGCAGACUAGAAGAGAAAUUCGCAGUCCUAAACACCGGAAUUUACGAGUGCCGGUCGUGUGGAUACUUGUACAACGAAGCCGCCGGAGAUCCAUCAUACCCGAUCGCACCUGGUUUGCCGUUCGAUAAAUUGCCGGACGAUUGGAGGUGUCCGACAUGUGGCGCUGCGCAGACGUUCUUUCAGAGUAAGAGUGUGGAGAUUGCGGGGUUCGCUCAGAAUCAGCAGUUUGGUUUAGGGGGUAACACGCUCACCUCCGGCCAGAAGGCGAUUCUGAUCUACGGUAGCCUUUUCUUCUUCUUUGUAUUGUUCUUGUCUGGUUAUUUUCUUCAAUGAAACACAUAUAUGGUGGUGGUAACUGGUAACGGUAUAGUUUUAAAGAAUUUUUGUAAUCUGUAUACCCUUCUCAUAUAAGUUCUGAAUCCAUUGUUCAGAGGUGAAUGCAAAAUCUUUUGGAGGUGAA